Molecule: messenger RNA, 894 nt
Organism: Exophiala dermatitidis NIH/UT8656
Lineage: Eukaryota; Fungi; Ascomycota; Eurotiomycetes; Chaetothyriales; Herpotrichiellaceae
Exons: 1
Coding region: 1-894 (297 amino acids)
Source: RefSeq, a predicted model, not a curated record
AUGGCAUGGUACACAGGAACCCGAUCGGAUUUCGUGAAGCCCGUCAACGGCACCCGACCAGCGCUCUACAAGCACAGCCAACCGCCCAACAACGACGCCAACUUCCACAGCAUGUGCGCCAACACGGCGACGACCGCACUAUUUGCACACAUCCGCGCGGCAACAGGCAAUCCCGCCACCGUGGCCACGAUCAACAACCACCCGUUCGUGUUUGGUCGACACACCCUCAUGCACAAUGGUCUUGUUGCGCAUUUCGGAGACAUUCGGAGACCACUGCUCGAUUUGAUGGAGAAACCGGCCUAUGAAAAUGUCCAUGGAACCACGGACUCGGAGCAUCUUGCUGCUUUGUAUAUGACUUAUUUGACCAAAUCAUCAGCAUCAUCAUCAACAACAUCAUCAGCAAAUUCCCAAGAUGAUUCCAGCUGGCAACAUCAAUACACCACGACCGAAAUGCUCGACGCCCUUGUGUCCGCAUUCAAAGCCAUCAUUGCACUACAACAAAAAGUUCUCGGUGGCCCGCAGAACGUACAGGCCUCGUCCCUCAAUGUCUGCUGCACCGACGGCCGGCAAAUGGUCGCCGUGCGCCUGCGGAACCAUGCCGUCGAACAACCGCCCUCGCUGUACUGGUCCACCCGGGCCGGCGUCACCUUGAACCGCAAGUAUCCCGACCUGCCCUCGGGCGCGGCCGAAAACCCAAAUGCCACAAAACAGGUCUCAGAACAUGGCAAACAUGUCAUUGUCGCCAGCGAGCCGACCACUUACAAGGUCCAGGAUUGGUCGCUGAUUGAGAAAAAUUACGCCUUGCUGGUGGACGACAGAGGUCACGCCACAAUGGUCAAGGUCGAUCUUCCGGACUCGUGUCUGGCACGGGCACCGACUGGAAAUCAUUUCUGA